Molecule: messenger RNA, 822 nt
Organism: Pecten maximus
Lineage: Eukaryota; Metazoa; Mollusca; Bivalvia; Pectinida; Pectinidae
Product: glycine-rich protein 23-like
Exons: 1
Coding region: 1-822 (273 amino acids)
Source: RefSeq, a predicted model, not a curated record
AUGGGGUUAGGUCUGAGGAAGGAUGUCGGGGGUAUGGGGUUAGGUCUGAGGAAGGAUGUCGGGGGUAUGGGGUUAGGAGGUCUGAGGAAGGAUGUCAGGGGUAUGGGGUUAGGAGGUGUGAGGAAGGAUGUCAGGGGUAUGGGGUUAGGAGGUGUGAGGAAGGAUGUCAGGGGUAUGGGGUUAGGAGGUGUGAGGAAGGAUGUCGGGGGUAUGGGGUUAGGUCUGAGGAAGGAUGUCAGGGGUAUGGGGUUAGGUCUGAGGAAGGAUGUCAGGGGUAUGGGGUUAGGAGGUGUGAGGAAGGAUGUCAGGGGUAUGGGGUUAGGAGGUCUGAGGAAGGAUGUCAGGGGUAUGGGGUUAGGAGGUCUGAGGAAGGAUGUCAGGGGUAUGGGGUUAGGAGGUGUGAGGAAGGAUGUCAGGGGUAUGGGGUUAGGAGGUCUGAGGAAGGAUGUCAGGGGUAUGGGGUUAGGAGGUGUGAGGAAGGAUGUCAGGGGUAUGGGGUUAGGAGGUGUGAGGAAGGAUGUCAGGGGUAUGGGGUUAGGAGGUCAGAGGAAGGAUGUCAGGGGUAUGGGGUUAGGAGGUCUGAGGAAGGAUGUCAGGGGUAUGGGGUUAGGUGUGAGGAAGGUUGUCAGGGGUAUGGGGUUAGGAGGUGUGAGGAAGGAUGUCAGGGGUAUGGGGUUAGGAGGUCUGAGGAAGGAUGUCAGGGGUAUGGGGUUAGGAGGUCUGAGGAAGGAUGUCAGGGGUAUGGGGUUAGGAGGUCUGAGGAAGGAUGUCAGGGGUAUGGGGUUAGGAGGUCUGAGGAAGGAUGUCAGGGGUAUGGGUUAG